Closterium sp. Yama58-4 is the source of this 2481-nucleotide messenger RNA. Lineage: Eukaryota; Viridiplantae; Streptophyta; Zygnematophyceae; Desmidiales; Closteriaceae. The record is from the annotation of a GenBank genome assembly.
AUGCUCUUUCUGCUCGGCGGAUUACCAUCGCCACUCGCACGAGUCUGCCGGUCGGUGAGGUCCUCCGGCAAUGAGCGCUCGGCUUUGGCGGAGCGCAACGAGCGACUGAUGCGCAUGCAGAAGGAGCUGCUGGAUCAGCUGGAGGAGCGGCGUAAGCUACACGCCGCGUUAUUGCAGUCGCUGGACACGCCAGCUGCCACCAUCAAGGCGUUCAACGAGUCGGAUCGCGGGGGUCUCCCACCCGUGUCUCGCCAAGACCUUCAGCCCGCGUCACCAGCUCGCCUCGCCCGUCCCCCUCCUGCGUCGCCCCCGUCGGCUCCGCCAAUGGCUGCGCCUGCACCCGUCGCCUCCACUGCCACAGUUACUUCCCGCGCACCCCCUGCUUCGCCUAAACCCGCACCCGUUGCUGCGCCAACCCCCGCAGCAGUAACCGCCAGCAAAGCGCCGUCGCUCCCAGUCAAGGCGCCCUCCUCAUCGACGCCGUUGCGGCCGCCCGCCGCCCGCACGUCCGCCGCUGCUAAGCCCGCGACAUCGCCCGUCGCUAUUCCUUCCAGAAUGCCACCUCCCGUCUCUCCUCCCGCCUCUACCCCCUCCCCUCCCGCUGCCCGGCCUUCGCCUUCUCCUGUCGCUGCCGGCCCCCCUGCUGCUACGAAACCGCGCGCCGUCCCUGCUGCUCCACCAUCCUCGCCGGCCACUCGGCCUCCACCUCGAUCCCCUGCCCCCACCCCGAAUCAACCCGCAGCACCUUCGGCACCUUCCCUUCCACCUUUCGUCAGUGCUGUGGCAGCUGCGCGAGCGGCGCCCAAGGUUGCUGCACCUGCCACCCCACUCGCCGUUCCUAAGCCAAGGCCGUCCGCUCCUCCAGUCGCCCCGCCUCGCGCCGCGCCGCCUCCCCCAAAGCCUGUAGCGCCGCCCGCGCCAGCGGCAGUUGUUCCGUCACCACCGCCGGCAGAGGUGAAGACGGAACCGCUGGCGGGGCCGAAUGUGAUGAACGUGGUGAUGGUGGCGAGCGAGUGCGCGCCCUGGUCCAAGACCGGCGGCCUCGGGGACGUCGUCGGCGCGCUGCCCAAGGCCCUCGCGCGCAGAGGCCACCGCGUCAUGGUGGUGGUGCCUCGCUACGGCAACUACGAGGGGCUGGAGAGCACAAACGUUCGCAAGAGAUUCAACGUCGCAGGCCAGGACAUGGAGGUGCUGUACCAGCACAAGUACGUGGACGGCGUGGAUUUCGUCUUCAUCGACCACAACUGGUUCCACCACCUCAACCAAAACAUCUACGGCGGUUCGCGCGAGGAGGUGACCAAGAGAAUGAUUCUUCUCUGCAAGGCAGCCAUUGAGGCGCCGUGGCACGUGCCAUGCGGGGGGGUGUGCUACGGGGACGGCAACCUGGUGUUUGUGGCGAACGACUGGCACACGGCACUGCUGCCGGUGUACCUGCAGGGGUACUACCGCGACCACGGCAUGAUGGAGUUCACGCGCUCCGUGCUCGUCAUCCACAACAUGGCCCACCAGGGCCGUGGGCCCGUGGCGGAGUUCCCCUGGCUGGGCCUGCCCGACCACUAUGUGGAGCGCUUCCGCCUGUACGACCCGGUGGGCGGUGAGCACAUGAACAUCUUCAUGGCCGGCAUCAUCAGCGCUCAGCGCCUCGUGGCUGUCAGCCGCGGGUACGCGUGGGAGGUGCAGACGCAGAUGGGCGGGUGGGGGUUGGAUGGUGUGCUGCGCGAGCAUGCAGGCAAGCUGCGGGGCGUGGUGAACGGCAUUGACACGGUGGAGUGGGGGCCUGAGAGCGACGUGCACCUCGUGGAGGACGGCGAUGGGCGCUACGGGUACACGCACUACAAUAUCGACACGCUUGAGGAGGGCAAGGCUGCCUGCAAGGCUGCUCUGCAGCGCGAGCUGGGGCUGCCUGUGCGCGCUGACGUGCCGCUGCUGGGGUUCAUAGGGCGGCUGGACUACCAGAAGGGCGUGGAUAUUAUCGCUGAGGCCAUGCCGUGGCUGACCCAGCAGGACGUGCAGCUCGUCAUGCUGGGCACGGGGCGAGAGGACCUGGAGAACGUGCUGCGCGAGAUGGAGGGCAAGCACAAGGACAAGGUGCGCGGCUGGGUGGGCUUCUCCGUCAAGAUGGCCCACCGCAUCACGGCCGGCUGUGACAUCCUGCUCAUGCCCUCGCGCUUUGAGCCCUGUGGCCUCAACCAGCUCUACGCCAUGCGCUAUGGCACCGUGCCCGUGGUGCACGCGGUGGGCGGGCUGAGGGACACGGUGACGCCGUUUGACCCGUUCAACGACACAGGGCUGGGGUGGACGUUUGACCACGCGGAGGUGAACGGGCUGAUACACGCGCUGGGCAACGCCAUCUACACGUACCGCGACUACCGUGACUCGUGGCGCCGCCUGCAGCGCAGAGGCAUGGCGCAGGACCUCAGCUGGGACGCUGCUGCCGUGCAGUACGAGGAGAUUCUUGUGGAGGCCAAGUACACGUGGUAG